UAGUUGACACUUUCACGAUUUUUGGUCCCGCACUGCCCCGCAUUGAAUGCGUGCCAGUGCGUGACAGUGCGUGCCACUUCAGUGACACGCACUGUCAUGCAUAGUUCCCGCAUUGUUCACGCAUUGUUCACGCAUAGUUCACGAAUAGUUCACGCAUAGUUCACGACUAAUCACAACUAGUUUGCGCAUUGUGUUAACUAUCACAAAAAACAAGACAGACGUCUAUUCGCUCUCGUGUUUUUCAUUAAUUCAGCAUAACUAUCGUCAUUAAGAUGUUGAAUUCUGAAGAAGCUAAUUUAGAACAGAGAAGGUGUUUAUAUGUAGCUGCAGGAGCAUUAAUAGUUUAUCAACAAGAAAGAGAUCUUGAAGAAAGACGAGAAGAGGAGAAAAAAGGAAAAAGAAAAAGGAGGACAUUGUGGGUGAGAGAUUGGCUGUCAAGACGCCACAUCCACGGACAUUUUGAUCAUUUACUGGCAGAGCUGCAUAGGGAGGAUCAAAAGAGCUAUAAGAAUUUCUUGAGAAUCACUCCUGAUCUGUUUGAGGAAAUGGUUGGAAAGCUAACGCCUCAUCUGGAGAAGAAAACAACGUUUAUGCGAGAACCACUAGAAGUUGGACUGAAACUAGCCGUCACUCUCCGUUUCUUGGCAACAGGAAAUUCAUAUGCUACAUUACAGUACAGCUUUCGAGUUGAGAAAAGCACCAUAUCGAGAUUUAUUCCCGAAGUAUGUAAUGCACUCAUUGAAGUGUAUAAAAAGGAAGUACUCAGCUGUCCAAAAACUGAAGAUGGGUGGAAGGAUGUGGCCAAGAAGUUCAGUUCCAGAUGGAACUAUCAUAAUUGCCUUGGUGCCGUCGAUGGCAAACACGUGGCAAUCAGGAAGCCGCCAAAGUCUGGGUCCUUGUACUUUAACUAUAAAGGUUUCCAUAGUAUUGUUCUCAUGGCUGUAGCAGAUGCAGAAUAUAAGUUUCUGUAUGUGGAUGUUGGAGCAGAGGGUGGCUCUUCAGAUGGUGGAACUUGGAAAAACUGCAACUUGUAUGAUGCCAUAGAAGGGGAAAGAGCAGGGGUGCCGCCACCGGAACCAAUGCCCAAUGAUGACAUGCCCAUACCUUUCCAAUUUGUGGCUGACGAUGCAUUUGCGAUGAAGCCCUGGCUAAUGAAGCCCUUCUCACAUAGGUCCCAAGUUCAUGAGGAGAUCAUCUUCAGUUAUAGACUAAGCCGAGCUAGGCGAGUAGUGGAAAACUCGUUUGGUAUUUUGGCUCACAGGUUCAGAUGUUUCCUGACUACACUUCCGCAGAAGCCCCAAACUACCAACUUAAUCAUCAUGAGUGCCUGCGUCCUACAUAAUCUGAUAUUAACCAGGUACCCACUGGAAUCAGGAGAUGUAGACCAUGAAGAUCCAUCUACGCAUGCGAUGAUACCUGGUGCAUGGAGAGACGACCCUGUGUUUCAAGGUCUGAGAGCUCCGACAGGAAACACUUCUAUCAAGGGAGCUAAGAGCCAACGUGCAUAUCUAUCACAUUAUUACACCUCCCGCGCUGGAGCAGUUUCCUGGCAAGAAAAGAUGAUAACCUAAGCAGAUUAACUAUGACAUUAUUGUGAUGCAGUAUAGCACUAGCUCAAUUCCACAAAAAAUGCCAAUGACACUGACACAAAUGACAUUUUAUUUCUUGAAUGGUUAUGUAUUUCAACAAGGCCCGACAUCGUUCCAAUAUCAACCGUCUGUUGUACAUCUGAUUUUAAACUUAGGAUAUGAGAUCAGUGUUUAUAAUGUGUUUGUCUUUAUGUACACAAAAAUUCUACAGUGUAUCAGCAAUUAAUGUUGUCAGGAAAUUAAGGGGUUUUGGUAAGCUUUGUUGUUGAACUUAAACGUGAUGCAGUUGGUGUCGGGGCAUAUGUAGAAAUUUCGUAUUUCUAGUAAGCUUGCACAAACCCCACUCCUCACACGCACACACACACACACACACACGAACGCACAUUUAAAGACUGGGUCCGCACCAGAAAAAAAUCUUGUAUUGAUUAAAAGCAGAUAAAUCAGACGAAAAACAAAACAAUUAAAACAAAAGCAAAAACGUUGAAGUAAAUCGGACAAUAAAUAAGAAAGUUAUGAAUAUAACGCAAAAGUUAUUUAUCAUGCUAACUGGCAACGCUGGGUCACGUGGCAUGAAGUAUGCCAUGCACUUCUCUGCAACCCUUUAACGCAAGAAGAACAGUUUGGUUUUUUGGGGGGUCGAUAUAAACACGGGUACAGAUACAUUUAUUGAUUCAACCUUUUGAAUGUUUUGAAAAAUAACCACUCAUGGAUUAAAACGGAUUCUUACAAACAAAAAGUUAUAAUAAGCUAUAGCAGACAGGAAGUGCAUGACAUACGUCAUGACACGUGACCAAGAGUCACGUGUUAAGGCUGUGUCACACCUUUGCGUUUUUAGCCUGCGUCGGCCCAGCGUUUUUGAAAAUUAAAAACGCUUCCUGAACGCGGAUCAGACGGUAGACUGACGUUGGAGACGUUCAGCUUGCGCUUUAUUAAUGAAUUAUUGUAUCCAUUCAUCAAUCAUAUUUUACACAAAACAUCUGUGAGAGAUAGGAAAAACUGGGAAAUUGAAUAUCAUUUAUUGAUACGAUCAUGCUUUUACAUCGUUUAAGAAGAUGCUAUUAACAUAUGUAUAUAUGUAAUAGUCAAACAGUUGACGGUGUUAUCUCGUAUGAAUAGGUGCACUUGAACGAAUUGUGCGGAAACUUAACAAUCAUUUUUGAAAUCCAAUGAAAAAUAUCAAGUGCUUAUAGUUAUCCAUUUUAUUAAAGGCCUUGAUAUUCACCUAUCUUUGCAGUCUUUGAUUAGCCUUUGAUUUGUCAAUAUGUUACUCUUAAUAUAAACAACUUUACAUGUUUUGUUUUUUGUGUGUAAUAAGAGACUUGUAAUCAGAAGCAAUCAGAAUGCACGAAUUGCGUGUUUUUUAAUAAAAGAAACAUAACCGAGUAGAAAACUUAGGCAUUCAGGAUAUGCUCACAUAAAUGCAAUUUAAAUAACGUGUGAUGAAGAAAAGGAAAUAAGUCUGCAGGAUAACGUUUAGUUUCAUGGUGACUGACAACUGAAUCUCCAAUUUGAACUACCUUAUAGACAUGUUAUAAUUACCAAGAUUUCUCAAUGAUAUUUUGAACACUUUAAAGUUGUAACAAGUGAGUAACAUGAACUAAUCAACUACUAGAACAAAUGUAAAAACGUAGGAACCAAAAAGAUGCAUUAACUUUAAUCUUCCACUCAGUAAACCUUUCAUUUUGUUUCUUGAUAAAAGCAUCAUGUAUGAGUAUAUGUCAAAAUGUCUAAAUCGAGAAUAUCCAUCGAAGCUCUCCCUGGAACUCAGAACAUUCAAAAAUCUGGAAUAUAUUUUCCGACUUUGAUCAAACUGUCACAUUUUACCCUUGCUCUUCAGUGUGUAGUUCUGGUUUACGUUUCAGAAAAUAUUAUACCUCUGUUCCAAAUGUAUAAAUAAAUGGUUUUCUUGCCGAGUGGGUUUUUAAUAAAAUUCCUUGCAAAGGCAACAACAAA
Strongylocentrotus purpuratus (purple sea urchin) is the source of this 3542-nucleotide messenger RNA. RefSeq names its product putative nuclease HARBI1. Lineage: Eukaryota; Metazoa; Echinodermata; Echinoidea; Camarodonta; Strongylocentrotidae. The transcript is spliced from 2 exons. The record is from RefSeq and is a predicted model, not a curated record. Bases 273 to 1571 code for a protein of 432 amino acids.